This is a messenger RNA of Oryza brachyantha (malo sina), 1906 nucleotides long. Its product is annotated as 3-ketoacyl-CoA synthase 12-like. Gene Ontology annotation, cellular component: membrane. The transcript has a single exon. Lineage: Eukaryota; Viridiplantae; Streptophyta; Magnoliopsida; Poales; Poaceae. Gene Ontology annotation, molecular function: acyltransferase activity, transferring groups other than amino-acyl groups. Bases 1 to 1392 code for a protein of 463 amino acids. The record is from RefSeq and is a predicted model, not a curated record. Gene Ontology annotation, biological process: fatty acid biosynthetic process.
AUGGAGUUGCUCGCGCUGGUGACCGUGCUCCUCCUGGCGCACGCCGUGGCGUACCUGGCGUGGACGGCGGCGGCGCGGCGGCGGCAGUCGCGGUGCUACCUCAUCGACUACGUGUGCCACAAGCCGGCGGACGACCGGAAGGUGAGCACGGAGACGGCCGGGGCGGUGAUCGAGCGGAGCAAGCGGCUGGGCCUGCCGGAGUACCGCUUCCUCCUCCGCGUGAUCGUGCGCUCCGGCAUCGGCGAGGAGACGUACGGCCCGCGGAACGUGCUCGACGGCCGGGAGGACGCGCCGACGCACGCGGACGCGCUGGAGGAGAUGGAGGCCUUCUUCGGGAGCUCCAUCGACGAGCUGUUCGCCAAGACCGGGUUCGGGCCGCGCGACGUCGACGUGCUCGUCGUCAACGUGUCCAUGUUCUCGCCGGACCCGUCGCUGGCGUCGAUGAUCGUGCGCCGGUACGGGAUGCGGGAGGACGUGGCGGCGUACAGCCUCGCCGGGAUGGGGUGCAGCGCCGGGCUGAUCUCGCUGGACCUGGCGCGCAACGCGCUGGCAACGCGGCCGCGCGCCCUGGCGCUCGUCGUGUCGACGGAGUCCAUCGCGCCCAACUGGUACACCGGCACCGACAAGUCCAUGAUGCUGGCGAACUGCCUGUUCCGCUCCGGCGGCUCCGCCGUGCUGGUCACCAACGACCCGGCGCUCCGCGGCCGCGCCAAGAUGGAGCUCAGCUGCCUCGUGCGCGCCAACAUCGCCGCCAACGACGACGCCCACGCCUGCGCGAUCCAGCGCGAGGACGCCGACGGCAGCGUCGGGAUCAGCCUCAGCAAGGCCCUCCCCAAGGCCGCCGUCCGCGCCUUCGCCGUCAACCUCCGCCGCCUCGCGCCGCGCGUCCUCCCCGUCACCGAGCUCGCCCGCUUCUCCGCGCAGCUCAUCCGCAAGAGGCUCCUCCCCCACGCCGCCGCCGCUACAACCACCACCAAGAACGACGGCCCCAAGAUCAACUUCAGAACGGGCGUGGACCACUUCUGCCUCCACCCCGGCGGCACCGCCGUGAUCGAGGCCGUGAAGCGCAGCCUCGGCCUCGACGACGACGACGUGGAGCCGGCGAGGAUGACGCUGCACCGGUGGGGGAACACGUCGGCGAGCAGCCUCUGGUACGUGCUCUCGUACAUGGAGGCGAAGGGGAGGCUGAAGCGAGGCGACAAGGUGCUCAUGGUGACCUUCGGGUCCGGGUUCAAGUGCAACAGCUGCGUGUGGGAGGUCACCGGCGACAUGGCCGACAAGGGAGUGUGGGCCGACUGCAUCGACGCCUACCCGCCGGAGAACAUGGCCAACCCUUACUUGGAGAAGUAUUCAUGGAUCAACGACGUCGAUGGAGACAGCCUCAUCCUCUAGUAAACUCAACCACAUUAAUAAUUAUAUAUACACAAACAUUUCCAGCCAUAUCAAUCUAUAUUAACCAACAAAGCAUAAACUUAAUUAAUUACAUGUAUGCAUGGAGAUAUAAUAUACUAUUGCAUAUCAUCACAGAUUCACAGUAUUGUUCAUAAUUAAUAAAUAAAUUGAAAUUGAGCCAUGUUAUCUUUCUAUGCUCUGCGCUGUAUAUAGCCAGCUAGCUCAUCUCUGAAACUGAAACUGAAAGAUCUAUGUACGUACGUACAUAUAUAUACGUACGUAUUAGUGUGUGUGUGUGAGAAACAAUAUUAUUAACUGUGUCAAUGUUUGUGCCGUCAUGCUUGUGUCGCGAUGCAUGCUUGUGACUAAGUUAAAUGUAGGUGUUUCUAUCAUUUCCUGUUAGGAAGUACUGUCUGAUUUCCUGUUAGGAAAAACUGUAUGUAUAUCAUUUUUGGCUGCAUGCACUUUGGUGCAAAACGCCGGAUGAUUUUAUUUUAUGAAUGAAACUUGUAUU